Molecule: messenger RNA, 2741 nt
Organism: Scophthalmus maximus (turbot)
Lineage: Eukaryota; Metazoa; Chordata; Actinopteri; Pleuronectiformes; Scophthalmidae
Gene: rxfp3
Product: relaxin family peptide receptor 3
Exons: 2
Coding region: 441-1652 (403 amino acids)
Biological process (GO): immune response; G protein-coupled receptor signaling pathway
Cellular component (GO): membrane
Molecular function (GO): G protein-coupled receptor activity
Source: RefSeq, a predicted model, not a curated record
UCUGGGCACUACCUCCUCCUUCAUCACUACCACGCCUGUCAUCCUCCUUUUCUGAUUAUUUCCUCUCAUCUUAAGCCAUCCAGGUGAUCCUCUGAUGAAUAUAAAUAUAUAUACAGGGUCAGUACUGCUGACCCUCAGUCAAGGCAAAGUGGGAUCAACAUCUAAAGGUAAAUAAAAAGUAAAUGGAGAGUGGCUGACAGACCAAUUGGAAGAUGGUCCUGGACAUCUAAUCAGAAGCUCCAGUUUGCGCCUGGGCGCUGCGUCAAGACGCACGGAGAGCUGCCUGAGACGCACUUCAACACAACAACCCUCAAGCAACACGGCAACCUGACGAGAAGCUCUGAUGCUCACACAGCGACGUUUCUGUCAUUGAAGGGUGAAGCCGUUCGCAUCCAUAGCCAUGACCUUACUGAAGAAUACCAUCUGGGCUUCCACUUAAAAUGUCUGGGGAAUUUAUCGACACUGCCGCCGAGGACUCGGGGGGACCAGGGCUCAACUUCAGCUGCGUUUUCAACACGACCAACCGCUCCUCCGGCGCCGGGGUCCACCUGUCGGACGUGGACAGAACGGCUUCUGCGGGAGCAGUUGUGAGGAUCAUCAUCUCCGUCGUGUACUCGCUGGUCUGUGCGCUCGGUCUGGUGGGGAACUUGCUGGUCCUGUACCUGAUGAAGUCCAGGCAGGCGUGGAAGAAAUCCUCCAUCAACCUUUUCGUAACUAGCUUGGCGGUGACGGAUCUCCAGUUCGUCCUGACUCUGCCGUUCUGGGCGGUGGAGAACGCGCUGGACUUCACCUGGCUCUUCGGCAAAGCCAUGUGCAAGAUGGUCUCCUACGUGACGGCCAUGAACAUGUACGCCAGCGUGUUCUUCCUGACGGCCAUGAGCGUGGCGAGGUACUGGUCGCUCGCCUCGGCGCUCCGCGGCCGGCGGCGGCGCGCACAGUGCUGCUCGGCGCGCUGCGUCGCGGUGCUCGUCUGGUUCGCCGCCGUCGCCGCCGCGCUGCCGCACGCCGUUUUCUCCACCGCCGUCACGGUUUCCAACGAGGACCUGUGCCUCGUCAAAUUCCCCGAGAGCAGCGGGAGCGCGCAGUUCUGGCUGGGUCUCUACCACUCGCAGAAAGUGCUGCUGGGCUUCGCGGCGCCGCUGGCCAUCAUCUCAGCCUGCUACCUGCUGCUGCUGCGCGUCAUCACCCCCAGGAACACCAACACGUCCAGCGCCAAGCGCCGCGCCAAGGUCACCAGGUCCGUCACCAUCGUGGUGCUGUCCUUCUUCCUCUGCUGGCUGCCCAACCAGGCGCUCACAGCCUGGGGCAUCCUCAUCAAGCUCAACGUGGUUCAUUUCAGUUACGAGUACUACACCGCGCAGGUGUACGUCUUCCCCGUGUCCGUGUGCCUGGCGCACUCCAACAGCUGCCUGAACCCCAUCCUGUACUGCCUGAUGAGGCGGGAGUUCAGGAAGGCGCUGAGGAAACUCUUCUGGCGGAUGACUUCGCCCCACCUGACCACCGUCAGGCCGAUCACUGCCACCUCGAAGCCGGACGAGCAAGUGCAAGUCCUGGUCCCCAUCAGCGCGCCCGAGGAGCCCGCCGUGGUCGUCUACCCUCCGGGGGCGGUGAUGUAUAGUGACAGGCGAGAUCUUCCACAAAACAGCACUUAAUCUCAAGGGCCAGGGACAGUGCACCUUAUAAAAAAAAAUGUCAUUCUUUGUGACUUUCAUUGACAUGCAUUUAUGAUACUUGGACUAUUUCUCUUAGUUGUCAUGAAGUUGGAUCUGCAUAAUUCAGAAGGAUGCGACCAACAUCUCAGUUCACCACUGGGGCCUCUUUGGCAACUUCAACAUGUGUGGUUUUGUUUUCAGCUACUCUUUAAAAAAACAGACAGGGACAUUUCAUGUUUUGAAUGUGUAUAAGUCGCCAAAUGUGCAAAGUAAACUGUGCAAUAAGUAAGCGGCUUGCUGGUCCUCCUUUUUGUUCCCGAAGAGAAUGUGUGGGCAGUACAUUCAUUCAUUCAUUCACUCACCCUGGCAUUCAUUCAUUCACUCAUUCAGUUUGAAGCCACAGGAAUCCCUAGCCAUCAUCACGUUGCAUUAGAUAUCACUGCUUCACUCAGUGCUGAUAUCAGAAUCGUGAGAGAGAAAAAAAUGGAAUGAAUGCAUGAAAUAAGGUUGCCAUGAAUCUACAUUGUUAGUUACAUCACUAUAAUCACCUUAGUGAUGUGAGCUGUGGCUGCAUAAUGGAAUUUUCUCACAUCAAUUUGUUCCCUACAUCAGAUUUUUCUUGUCUCAGGGAAUUUUAUAUUCUAUAUUUAAGUUCUAUAUUUAUAGCAACACAAUUUGCACCUGUCCUACCAAGACAUGUUAUGUAUUUGUGAACAUAUGACUGAAAAUGGCAAACAAUCUUUUUUAUAAUAAGGCCUGCAUACAGAUCCAGAUCUGAAUUCCUUUUCCAAAAUGUAAUCACCUGUUAACAUGGCCGAGCCCUGUCUCUGAUAAAGAAGAAAAGAAACUAUCGAGUGAAUCCAACCAUAACUUUUUUAGUAAUCCUGCUAACAAACAAACAAACAACAAAGCGAACUAAUCUCAUAACCUCGUUGGUGGAGGUAAAAGAAAUUGAUCUGUGGUCCCUGAUUGGUUCCUUCUGGGAUCCAUACUUGGACUGAAUUAUUGGAAAUCUAUAGGUAACCUGCUGAACAUCACCUGUUGAAGACAUGAAGUCAAACUGUCAUAUCUGUUUUCAAUAAAAUUUUA